Molecule: messenger RNA, 1490 nt
Organism: Aethina tumida (small hive beetle)
Lineage: Eukaryota; Metazoa; Arthropoda; Insecta; Coleoptera; Nitidulidae
Exons: 6
Coding region: 94-1062 (322 amino acids)
Source: RefSeq, a predicted model, not a curated record
CAGGGUGCAUGUUACUUAGUACCUAGUUAUAGUGUGUCUGUGAUCAGUGAAAAAAAAAUUAUUAACACAAUUUUUUACAACAAAUCAGCAAGGAUGCAUAAACAAACAGUAGGAUGGGUCUUCUUUAGCCUUCUAGUAAGCAGUUCCAUAGUCAGUACACUAUCGUACCCCAACCAACCUCAAUACCAACCGCCGAAACACACUGAAAAUGGUUUUGUCCCAGUUACCAGUCCGCAAUUGCCUUCAGUUAGGAUAGAAAGAAAGUUUGCUGAAAAACCUAAUGCGAUCAAAAAGGUUGCCUUAGAUGAUUUGGACGAUAUCAACACCAAUCAGAUAUCUGAUUCAACUGGAGGUGGCUUCUCAUGGUCCAACUUGUUGGGUCCGUUUGCAGGCAUGGUUAUGCAAAUGAUCUUCAAUCCAGGUGGUGCUCAAGGUCCCAAUAAAUCUGAGGGUUUAGAUGAAGGUGGCAUUGCUCCAUCUCCAUGGGCUAACCUAUUGUCUGUUGGUCUUAAAAUUCUCACAGCUAUUCUUGGAGGUGGCGCCCAAACUGCCGGAGAUGGUAUCGAUAAAGUUGAUAACGGAGGUUCCCCAAUGCAGGGUGUUCUGGCUGCCGUUUUAUCUGCAGUGGUGGGAGGAAGGGAUCCCGAACAGGUCAACGCUAUGGCUAAACAAGCAGGAGAGUUUAUUAACAUCGUGGUAAAUCUUUUGGACGCCCUGAAAACAUCAUUCUCACAUCGUUCAAUGGCAGCUAGAAACAUUGGCAAAAAAGAUUCAGUCAGUGAUGCCGCCAUCGCCGGCAUUGCCAUGAUGAAAUCCUACGUCAGAUCCCUUGGAACAGAGGACAGCAAAUGUAUGCAAAAAUACAUGUGCCAAGCAAACAACGAAUGCAGCAGGGAUGUAGGACAAAGCUCACUAUUUUGCCAUCUUGGAACAUACGCAGCUAGUUUCGUACUGGACCGUUCAACCAGCUCCACCACAUUUGAUGUACUCUAUGAAGCAGGACGAAGAGGAAGAUCUGGAGGAAAUUGUCACGAUGCCUACCUUGAAUGUAACGAAGUUUAACAGCCUAAUUUCCUAAUCCACCCAGACAUUUCAUCUUCAUCCUCUUGAACAGCAACGAGAGAAUGAAGAAGGAACAAAAAUAAGCAAUAAUAAUUUAUUUGUAAAAUAGUAUUUAUUUUCUACUACGUUAUGCACUACUGUGUACACUUCCGACAUGAUAUUUGUCAAGUGUAAAAAACGACUGGUCAAAAAUAACUUUUAAAAUGGUAAUGUGGUAUAAUAUCACUUUUCACUUUAUAGAUACCUAGCAAUAGUGAAAGACUUGUGUGUGAGUGAAUGAAUGAUGAGUAUAUGUGUGGUUUUAUGUACAGUAUAUAGAUUUUGAUAUUUAUGAUUUUAUUUAUUACCAAAAUUUCUUUACUAUCCUUACAUAUAUAAAACCUCGAUCGUUAAAAUAGAUUUUUCUAAUGUUAUUUAUAAUAAAUGUU